Metopolophium dirhodum (rose-grain aphid) is the source of this 3001-nucleotide messenger RNA. RefSeq names its product germinal-center associated nuclear protein-like. Gene Ontology annotation, cellular component: spindle; centrosome; nucleus. The transcript has 7 exons. NCBI's taxonomy places the organism in Eukaryota, Metazoa, Arthropoda, Insecta, Hemiptera, Aphididae. The coding region runs from base 336 to 1307 and encodes 323 amino acids. The record is from RefSeq and is a predicted model, not a curated record. Gene Ontology annotation, biological process: spindle assembly; centrosome duplication.
UUAUUGAUAAUAUACAGUAUACGCCGUGGAUAUUAAUAUAGUCUAUAACCUUGUUUACGAAGGUAGAACAAUUGAUACAACUGAAACUGUGAUGGACUGGUCGCUGGGUAUAUAAAAGUAUAUAGAAUAAUUGUGGUUUUUGGGCCUUUCGGGGUACUUUGGACAUCAGGCAAUUUGCUAAUUAGGGUUCACUCAUCAACAACUAUUAGUAUUUAAUAUUUUAACGGAUCGUGGACGGAUGGUGUAAUACUGUAUCUGUAAUAGGUAGUAUUAUUCUGUAUUUCUGUGCUAAUAGUGCCUACCAAAAUAACGAAACAAAUGAAAUAUAGCCUAUAAUGUUACCGGUGAAAGGAAUAUGCAUGGAAAUGUGUCCCAAGGAGGAAAUGAUGAUGAGAAAAUCUAAGAGACUUGUACACCAGUUGGAAUGUAAUCCUCAUAAAAUGGUUAAAUGUUUUAGCCGUUCAGCUGCUGGUAAUUCAUUAAGCAAACCUCAUAUUUUAAGACCACCAUCAGUUCUAAGGAAUACUGUAUCAUAUCUUUUAAAUGAGGUGCUUACAAUUGAAAAUGUACCAUUUAAUAUUGUUUAUGAUUUUAUUGAUGACCGUUUAAAUUCUAUAAGACAAGAUGCUACUAUACAAGCCGUGUCUAAUCAAGAUUGGAUGGCUAUUUUGCCACCUAUUAUACGUUUUCAUGCAUAUGCGGCUUAUAAAUGUUAUGAAUUUGAUGUAAAUACAUUCGAUCCAUUUUUAAAUAUGAAGCAUUUUCAUGAAAGCAUUUUUAAAAUGAUUAAAAUAUUGUUAGAAGACUCUGACGAAUCAACAAAUGAGCUUUGUUCGGAAAUGGUAUCUCUUCUAAUUGUUACUAAUUUAGGUGAUUAUAAUGUUCUUCAACAAGCUUUGCCGUUUAUAUCAAAGAAAAAUACUUUAAUCAAAAUGGCAGUGCUACUAUCACUGAAUAUUAUGAACGGUAAUUUUAGACAGUUAUUUGAAACAUACAAUAAAUUUCCAGCAAUGCAUCAGUGUGUUAUUUGUGUACAAUUACCAAUGCUAAGAAAAAACAUAUUAAAAUCAAUGUGUAUGGGUUUUAAUUGCAAAAAUAAUUACUUUCCAAUUUCAAUCUUAUCUAAAAUGUUGCUGCACAAUGAACCUCGAGAAACCAUAAAAGAGUGUCAACAUUACUGUUUAACUGUGGUUGAUGAUAAAGUGGAAUUAUCAAAGUCUUCAUUUAAUAAUGAAGUGGAUGAGUUACAUUUGAAAAAGAAGAUCAAAUUCAAAGUUAAUGUAUCAACCAUGGUUCUUAACAUCUAAAAACAAGAUGUUAUUUUAAGUGUUUGUAAGUAUUAUAUAAUAUUUAGUGAAUUUUUUAUUUAAUACAAUAUUUUAUUAUCUGAAAUGUGUAUUUAUUAUUAUUAACUAUGUGUAAAAACAUAAUAAAACAAUAUUUUGUAUGAUAAAAAAAAAUAAUUAUUCCUUUUAAAAGUAUAUUUUUGCAUUCAUAAUUUUUGGGUCCCAUUGAACAUGUUCAUGUUUUUAAAAUAUCUGUUGGUCUUUUUAAAAAAAAAAAAAAUUUUCAAUAUUCCAACCGCCAAAAUCUGAUCUGUCACCACAUUAUAUAUUUGGUUUUCUUUCAAUAUUGUUAGAUUUUUAUCUUCAGUUUUCACUUUUCAUUGGUAGGUUGUGUGCAUAGACAUAUUAUAGACAUAAUUAUAUUAUGUCUAUGGUUGUGUGCAUGAUUAGCAUUAUUUAUUAGAUACUGUAUUAGUACUGAUAGACAUUGAUGGAUAUCAACUAUUUAGAUAUCUAUUGUUUUUAAUUAUAUUAACUAAUCUUGUUUGAUAGUUUAUAGUUAAAUUAUAACACAUUAAAGUAAAUAAAAUAAUUGAGAUUUAAUUAAAAGAUAGAUGGCAGGCAAAAAAUAAAUUAUUAGUAAAAAAUGACCGGUAUAAAUUAAUUGAAAUAACAUUUCUGAAACCCGAAUACUCGUUUUUCGUGUUAGACUCGCGCUAACUAACCUGUAACGCGCCCCAUGUACAAACAAUCAUGAAUAGAAAAGGAUGUAAAAUAUCAGAAAUUUAAAAAAGAAAUGCCUUGAUUUUGUUGCUUAUAGACAUGGCUGAAAAUUGCAUAAUUAGCAUUAAAUUAAAUUAAAUUAAAUUUUACAUGAGAUAUUCAUGUACUUAAAUCAUUAAAAAAAUAGUGAAAUAUUUUGUUAUAUACAGUGGAUUUCGCUUAAUGUGGACACGUUGGGACCAAACUCAUUUGUCCACAUUAAGUGGUAGGCCAUAUAUCAAAAUUAGUUAGUUAGUAUACAUUUGAAUUGAGAUCAGACCAAUUUACCCAUAUUAACGCGGCAGCCAACAUUAGGCGGAAUUCAAUGUAGUUUGAUAAUUAUUAACAAAACCAUUGAAUAUUGUCAAAGAACAAAGGAAGAAAUAGAAUCAGAAACUGUAUAUUAUUAUAAUAAAUUGAUGAAUAAAAAAAUAUCCUGAUCUACUUUCACAGGUGGCAUGGUAAAGUAAAGAAUUUUUUUUUUAAUUGAAGCCGACAAUUUAAAUAGGUUGUGAACUACUGAGUAGAAUAUAAAUGAAAAGUAAUUAAAAAAUAUAACAUUAUUUAAGGUUUUAAUGAUCAAAUGAGUAAAGAAAUAAUAGAGUUAACUUACACAUUGCAAUUAACAUGUGAUAUCAGUGACACAAUAUAUCUGCCAUCUAGUGUAGUUGAUGGUUGUAUUGAUGAGAUGUUGUGUGAUGAACGAGUUUGAAAAAGGAACAGGGAUUUCCGGUUAAUGUUGUGCAAGUUUUCUAAAAUGUAUAUUAGAAAGCAGUCCAGGAGCAUAAUAUACAUCUAUAGACUAUAGAGUUAGAAACCUAAGAAAAUUGUAGUCAGCUAGCAUUCAACAUUUUGGAUGUAUCCAAGGAAAAGUAAAGAGUACAUAGACAGCUGAUUAAGGUAAAGAGCUGAAUGUUGUGUUUAAUGAAUCAAAAACUUUUAGCGUUCUAUUU